Messenger RNA from Plutella xylostella (diamondback moth), 2527 nucleotides. RefSeq names its product fatty acyl-CoA reductase wat. Gene Ontology annotation, biological process: long-chain fatty-acyl-CoA metabolic process. Lineage: Eukaryota; Metazoa; Arthropoda; Insecta; Lepidoptera; Plutellidae. Gene Ontology annotation, molecular function: alcohol-forming very long-chain fatty acyl-CoA reductase (NADP+) activity. Gene Ontology annotation, cellular component: peroxisome. The record is from RefSeq and is a predicted model, not a curated record.
CAGAUUGAGCAAGUUUAAAACAUUGGGUCAGCAUUAACAGUCUGUGUUGGUCUGUGGCGCGGCACGGUCGCAGAAAACGGAGUUUGGAAUACGACCUCUUUGCGAAAAAACGCGCGCGACGGUGUUCCGUUUUUAAAAACUUUUUGGUGUUGAAUUUUGAAGUUCGUGGCUUUGAGUUGUGUUCCUUUUUUGAAUUACAAUAUUGAGAAAAUGGUGGACCUGGCAUCAAACGCCCAAGUGAUGCAGACGAAGCAGGGCGCCGACAUCACGGCCUCGGACAUGGUGGACGAGCGGGAGGCGCUCGGGGAGAGCCAGGUGCAGCAGCUGUUCGUGGGCAGCGCCGUGUUCCUCACGGGAGGCACCGGCUUCCUGGGCAAGCUGCUGCUCGACAAGCUUCUGAGAUCAUGUCCAGAUGUAAAGAAGAUUUAUGUUCUCGCGAGACCAAAGAAGAACAAAGAUUCAAUGAAAAGACUGCAAGAACAAUUCGAAGAUGUGCUAUACGAGAAGCUGCGCAAGGAGCAGCCAGACUUCAUGCAGAAGCUGUCAGUGGUGGAGGGUGACAUCGGGCAGCCCGGCCUCGGGAUCAGCGAGGAGGAUAGAAAGAGGAUCAGCAAUGAGGUAGAGAUAAUAUUCCACGGCGCAGCCACAGUCCGCUUCGACGAGCCGCUGAAGACAGCCGUGGCGAUCAACGUGAGAGGCACCAGGGACAUGAUGAUCCUGGCCAGGUCCUGCGCCAAACUGAAGGCUUUCGUCCAUAUUUCCACGGCUUACAGCAACUGCCCAAUAAUGACAAUUGAGGAGAAAUUCUACGAGAGUGCCCUCCCUGGAGACAAACUCAUCGACCUCAUCGAGACCCUGGAUGAGAAGGUGCUCAACAACAUCACGCCAGGAAUACUCGGUGAAUUCCCCAACACUUACGCUUUCACGAAGCUGGCAGCAGAAAACAUAGUCCUGCAGUACUCAAAGGGCUUGCCUGUAGCCAUGUUCAGACCAGCUAUAGUCAUCGGCACCGCCAGGGAACCCGUGGCUGGAUGGAUUGACAACGUUUAUGGACCAACUGGCGUGGUGGUCGGAGCGGCAGUAGGUUUACUCCACGUGUUGCACGCCAACCCCAACUGCCUGGCGGACUUAGUGCCUGGCGACAUGGUGGUGAACGGCGUCAUAGCCUGCGCGUGGAAGGCUGCCAAGGACUGCCCGAGGAACUACGAGGACGCACCGCCGCCGGAUCUACCGCCACCGGUUUACAACUACGUGUCUUCGGAGCAGAAGCCGCUUACUUGGGCAAAGUUCAUGUACUACAACGAGACCUACGGGCUCGAGGUCCCCUCUACUCAGGCGGUCUACUACUAUCUGUUCAGCCUCAUCACCUCCCUGCCGCUGUACAAACUCUACUGUUUCUUCCUCCACUGGGUCCCUGCCUACAUCGUUGAUGGGAUCCUGGUGUUGAUCGGGAAGAAGCCUAUGUUAAAGAAAGCGUACACGAAAAUCUCCAAAUUCUCCGAAGUCCUCUCCUACUUCUCGACCAAAGAGUGGAAAUUCUACAACAACAAUGUCCAAAACUUAUACAAGGAACUAAAUGAGGCUGACAAACACAUCUUCGACUUCGACAUGUCUGGUGUUGAAUGGAACGAAUAUUUCAACACUUACGUCAGGGGUAUUAGGACCUAUUUGCUGAAAGACCCUAUCGAGACUGUUCCCCAAGGAAUCACUAAGCAUUAUAGGUUAAAAUACAUUCACUACUUUGUCUGCACUGUUCUUGGUUUUAUUGUCUUACGGCUAUUAUGGGGUAUCUUUAGUUCUGUUCUAGGAUUUUAAGUUAGUGUACAGAAUUGAAUGUGUAUAAAUGUGGGUUUUAUGUUAGCACGAGGAAGUUAGUUUUGUAAGUGUCAUCGUUUCAAAUUUGCAUUUUAGAAAUAAAUUAUGUUUGGUUUUCGAUUAGGUAGGUAAAUUUACCUAAUUGCUAAUAAUAUCUACUGAAUUGAAUUGUUUUAACAGACAGGCUUACUGAAUAAAUUGUUUGAAGGUGAUUCAAAUUACGUAAGUAAAAUAAGUUGUUUAAAUGUUGUAAAUAAAUAGAAUUUAAAGGGACUGGUCUGUAUGUUACAAAAAGUCAAUCUUAUUUAUUGUUUUUUAUGUUAAUGCUGAUCUUUCAUUAAUUUUCUUCUCUACUUUAGUACCUACUAGUUUCUGUACUUAUAUUUUACAAUUAUCUUUGUAAGUAUAUUUUGGAAACUUUUCAAUACUUUUUAAUAUCACAAUCUAUCUAUUUAAAAUGUAAAAAGAGAUCUGGCUAUUUUGAUAGGAGUAAGAUGUUAUUGUAUGAUAUUAAUCGCUCAAUUUAUUUAUAUUAAAUAGUGACUAAGUACUUAAGUUAUCAAUUGUGAAUCAUUGUAAUAAAUUUUUGGUAUAAGUACGAUAAGUAUGUAAGUUAAAUAUUUUGUAUCAAAAGUUGAAGUCAAAUGUAGUUUCUUAAGUUAUCUGUAGGUAAUAUUUAACCUAUGAUAUAAUAAAUCAUUUUAUUAUUGUA